Penicillium subrubescens is the source of this 213-nucleotide messenger RNA. RefSeq lists its product as uncharacterized. Lineage: Eukaryota; Fungi; Ascomycota; Eurotiomycetes; Eurotiales; Aspergillaceae. Bases 1 to 213 code for a protein of 70 amino acids. The record is from RefSeq and is a predicted model, not a curated record. The transcript has a single exon.
AUGACGAUGAUGUCGAAUGUCAACCUGGUGACAUUCCAAUCUGAGCUAUUCUUGUCAUUGCCGCCGUAUCUCACGGUAUCUCUUAUCAUGGCGCUCCACUGGCUUGUUUCAGCUCCUGAAGCGGGUCCCGUUGCAAUGUCCACACCUCGGUACAAACCCCGGAGUAACCAAGGGAAGACAAUCAAGAAACAAUACGUGACGGUGGACAUGUAA